CCAAUCAGAUAGAGAGCCCCCUCGGCUUGGGCUGCCUGCAUGCUGGAGUUAAAAAGUGCUGCUGGCCGAGCGGGAGCCCCAGUGAGAGGCGGGGAGGCUGAGCGCUGAGCGGCGGCGGAGGGGCAGAAGGGGCCGGGGAGCCGCGCUGCUGCCGCCGACCCUCCCCGGGCGAGGCUCGGCCCCGUCGACCCUGCUUUGCCGAGAUCCUUUGAGACUGCAAAGACUAAAGAAGGAAGACGGCAUGAGAUUGGAUUCGGUGCAGUAAAGUAGGUUAGUUUGAAGACAAGAAAAAAGAUUAUUAUUUAGAACUUCUUGUGUUGCCGUGAUGAGAACUUACCAUUGCUUCUGGCUGCUGUUUUGGGCUGGUCAGCCCCACCAAAGUUUCUUAACUCCAUUAUCCAAAAGGACUAGUGGCUUUCCAGAAAAGGAAAAGGUUUUGGUAUUGUCUGGAAACAGCAGGCGAGACCUCCAUCGUUCCAAAAGGAGCUGGAUGUGGAAUCAGUUCUUUUUAUUGGAGGAAUACACAGGAACUGACUACCAAUAUGUUGGCAAGCUGCAUUCAGACCAGGAUAAAGGCGAUGGAUCACUUAAGUACAUCCUCUCUGGAGAUGGAGCAGGAGACCUCUUCAUUAUCAAUGAAAACACUGGUGACAUCCAGGCCACAAAGAGGCUCGACAGGGAGGAAAAGCCUGUAUACAUACUCCGUGCCCAGGCUAUAAACAGAAGGACUGGAAGGCCAGUGGAACCAGAAUCUGAGUUCAUCAUUAAGAUCCAUGAUAUCAAUGACAAUGAGCCAAUGUUUACAAAGGACGUUUACAAUGCCAGCAUUCCUGAAAUGUCAGAUGUUGGUACUUUUGUUGUGCAAGUCACCGCAACUGAUGCCGAUGAUCCUACGUAUGGGAACAGUGCUAAAGUUGUCUACAGCAUUCUCCAGGGACAGCCAUAUUUCUCCGUUGAAUCUGAGACAGGUAUUAUUAAAACUGCUUUGCUAAACAUGGACCGUGAAAACAGGGAGCAAUACCAAGUGGUCAUCCAGGCUAAGGACAUGGGAGGCCAGAUGGGUGGAUUAUCUGGAACCACCACUGUGAACAUCACAUUGACCGACGUAAAUGACAAUCCACCUCGCUUCCCCCAGAGCACAUACCAAUUCAGAGCUCCUGAGUCUACGCCACCUGACUCACCAGUUGGCAGGAUAAAAGCUAAUGAUGCUGACGUGGAUGAAAACGCAGAGAUUGAAUACAGCAUCACUGAGGGGGAUGGCUAUGACAUGUUUGGAAUUACCACAGACAAGGACACACAGGAAGGAAUUAUAACUGUCAAAAAGGCAUUGGAUUUUGAAAAUAAAAGCUUGUAUAUUCUGAAAGUGGAAGCUACCAAUACUCACGUGGACCCCCGAUUCCUCUACCUGGGGCCAUUCAAGGACUCAGCUACAGUCAGAAUUCAAGUGGAGGAUGUAGAUGAACCCCCUGUGUUCAGCAGACCAGCAUACAUAAUGGAAGUCAAAGAAGAUGUUCCAAUAAACAGUGUAAUAGGAACAGUAACUGCUCAGGAUCCAGAUGCUGCCAAGAACCCUGUCAAGUACUCUGUAGAUCGACACACUGAUAUGGACAGAGUAUUCAACAUCAAUUCAGGAAACGGUUCGAUAUUUACUUCAAAACUCCUUGACCGGGAAACACUGCUGUGGCACAACAUUACUGUAAUAGCAGCAGAGAUCAACAAUCCAAAACAAAGCAGCCGUGUCCCAGUGUUCAUUAAGGUUUUGGAUGUAAAUGACAAUGCUCCAGAGUUUGCCAUGUUUUAUGAGACUUUCGUCUGUGAAAAUGCAAAGGCAGAACAGCUGAUACAAACAUUAAGUGCUGUUGAUAAAGAUGACUCUUACAGUGGACAUCAGUUUUCAUUCUCCUUAGCUCCUGAGGCAGCCAGCAGCUCAAACUUUACACUACAGGACAACAGAGACAACACAGCAGGGAUUUUCACCCGAAAAACCAGAUAUAACCGUCAUGAAAUGAGUACCUACUUCUUGCCAGUGGUAAUAUCAGACAAUGACUACCCUAUCCAGAGCAGCACUGAAACAGUGACUAUUCGAGUAUGUGCUUGUGACCAUCGAGGAAAGAUGCUGUCCUGUAACGCAGAAGCCCUGAUUCAUCCUACUGGUCUUAGCACUGGGGCUCUUAUUGCCAUUCUUCUCUGUAUCAUCAUAUUACUCGUUACAGUGGUGCUGUUUGCAGCACUCAGACGGCAGCGGAAAAAAGAGCCUUUGAUUAUUUCCAAAGAAGACAUCAGAGACAACAUUGUCAGUUAUAAUGAUGAAGGUGGUGGAGAGGAAGACACCCAGGCAUUUGAUAUCGGCACGCUGAGGAAUCCCGAAGCCAUAGACGAUAAUAAAUUGCGCAGAGACAUUGUGCCGGAAACACUUUUUAUGCCACGGCGGACUGCAGCAGCGCGAGAUAACACGGAUGUCAGAGAUUUCAUUAACCAAAGGUUAAAGGAAAAUGAUACAGAUCCAACGGCACCCCCGUAUGACUCGUUAGCAACCUAUGCGUAUGAAGGUAAUGGUUCUGUGGCCGAGUCCCUCAGCUCCUUGGAGUCGGUGACUACGGACGGAGAUCAGGACUACGAUUACCUCAGUGACUGGGGGCCUCGGUUUAAAAAGCUGGCAGAUAUGUAUGGCACGAUGGACAGUGACAAAGACUCUUAAUACGUUGCCUUUUUUUUUUCUUUUCUUUUUUUUUCCCUUCCUCAUUUUCAGAAACAGCAUUGAGAUAUGUGAAGUGGCUAUUUCUUUCUAUUUCUUCACAGCUGUGUGAAAGGGUUCUCUGUUCUACCCGUUCAAAUUGUCUAAUGACUGCAGUCUGUGUGGAUCAGCCGUCAGAAAACUUUUUCUAGUAUCAUUUUAUGAGCUUCCAAGAGGCAAAAUUCUUAUAUUUUAGUGCAUCCAGUUUACCAAGCCAAUCUUACAGGCACGGCAGUAGUGGAGGGGAAAAAAAGGAUCAGAUGGGGAGCAAUAUUUUUACUUGUUCUGCUUAUAUUGUAAAUUGGAGUAUAUUACUGUUUAAGCUCACUUGCUCUUUUUACUUGUAUUCAGACUAUUCAGCUCAGACGACUGCUCUGUCGAUUGUGUAUUGCACAUCCCAAUGUACUGAGGUGCCCUAGUUUACCCUAUGUAUUAUAGUCAAAAGUAGUGGUGAUGGAAUGAAGGUUUAUUAUACGAGUAGAGUAAGCUGAGAAAAACCAUCAAACAUGCAUUUUACUCAUGAGGAGGGUAGAAAGGCCUAAUGGUCAUUUAAAUCUAAGUGUUUUUCUAGAACUCGCCAUUGCCCCCAAUGCACUGAUUCAUACUAACACACACAUAUAUAUAGUUCAUUGACUGCUAUGUAUAUAUUCUUCUGACCUAGCAUUGCUGGAGAGAUGUGUGUGCGUGCAUGUGUGUGCGGUCAGUAGCCCCAAUAUCUAAUUCUUAGAGGUUUCCCAGUUGUAACCCAGACUUGCCUUUUGAUAUGGGGAAAGUCAUCUAAUCCAGCUCCAGAUUAGAUCGUGACUUGGAGGAAGGAGCAGAUCAUAACUGUGCUGUGUACUUCUUUGGCCGGCCUCCACCUGCACAUCAGUUCAGCGAUGGCCCCUGCGCUGGGGAGGUGGGGGUCAGGCUUUUCAUACCCUUCUACCUUUUCUCAUGUGCAGGAGAGGAGCAGUAGCCCCACGGUGACUGCCACCCCUUCUGGCAAAAGGAGCAACUGCAAAGGAGGGAAGAGAGCUUUUUUCUGUCCUGACCUUCCCUGCCUGGAUGCCCAGGGUGGCUUCCUGACUGACUCUCUGCCCAGUUCUGCUAUCUGUAAAGUGGGAAAAUAAUGCCUACCUCAUCAGGAUGUUGCAAGAAUUAUAUAUAAGUCAUUUGGAAAAUGCUUUAGAGAUGGACAAUGCUGGCAUUCUGCCAGAGGAAGUAAUUUCUCAUGCAUUUGAGCGCUUAUUUUCUUUUUCUUUUUUUUUUUCUUAGAUUCAAACUCUGAAUACACAAGUAAGCAAGAAUCAAGUGUCAUUCCAGUGGCCUGAAAAGUAGGGUUUAUAACUAUAACUCAUUUUUUUUUAAAUAAACUACUCAGCCAGGGUUGUUAAAGGCUUCACCCAAAGUUAAAAUUUUAAUCACAACUCUGUGUGUGUGUGUUUAUCUGCUCUGCCAAGCUAAGUAAUUUUUGUCCAGGGGUGGGGUGGGGGAAGAUGCCAUAGUCUCAGGCCAAAACAAAUUUCUUUACAGCUUGUGCACCACUCAGUAUUUCUGUUGGUUUGUCAAAUGCAUGUAGUUGCUGCUUUUGAAAUGCAGCCAUCCAGGAGAGGCUAUCUGGAGAAAACCCUAAGGGGCUGCCAUGGGAGGUAUCCAAUUCCAGGAGCUAAAAGCCACCCUGCGUCCCAAAGUAGGGACACAGCCCAUGGCACUGUGUCAAGGAAAGAAGGAUAUUUUUUAUAAUUUUUUUUUAUAUACCUCAUACAUAACUAAUCUCAUUUAUUUCAUUUGAAACAAUAUUUAAUACCAAAAUUACAGGCAUAGAUCUAUUUUCCCCCUCCCCUGAAUCUUAAGUGAAUCAGUUUGAAAACUGAACAACAGCUCCAAUUUACUCUAAAAAUAAAGAGAAGGGGAAAAAGUUAAUAAACAGAAAAUUAAAAGGGAUUAAAAAUUAAUCCCUGGAAUUCAUUACUUCUAGAGAGUUAAAUAAAGAGAGCAGUAAGAUUCACGAAUAUUAGACUUUUACAAGCACGACGACAUAGUUUCAGGUUUUGUGAACUGGCUCAUAGUGAAGAGGACGAUCCAGGCGUGCUGCGGCUCUGGCUGGGACUGGGAAGGAGUCCUUCGCAGCGGGGAGCACUGCACAGGUACAGGUUUAGGGCAAUGCAUCUAAUGGCUUGCAGAUGCCCAGCAUGAUAGAUUAGAUGGGUUUUCAGAGUGGAGGAGCCCAAAGUUUCAAAGGGCCCUGAGCCCCCGGUGUCGCUGAGCUCUCACAGUGAUUCAGUCCAGCGGAGCGAGGUGCCCAGCUCCAUCGGGGCUGAGCCUGUCACGCCUGUCACGCCUGUCACAACGGCAAUGGCACAACUAGGCCCGUAUUACGUCCUCCUGAGGACUCCUCAAUAAUUUAAGAUGAUAAAAGCCUUUGAAAGCCUAGUCCUUCGUGGCUUCCUUGAAAUCAGAGUAUCCAGGAGGCAACCUGUCCAAAACCUGGCUCUGGCACACAGGAGGGACCAUCUGGAUUUCAGAUACAUGGAGGAGCAGCAGAUGUUCAGCACCACCUGCCACUGGUCCCUCAUUUUGGCUGCUCUCAUACCGUGGAUGGAGGCAGCGUACCUCUCAAGGGUCUCUUCCGAACAGCCCCCUAGCACACGUCCGUGUCUCACCCUUCACUGCCUGGGGUUGUCUCAAGCAAAUCGCCUCAAGCUCAAGAGUCCAGCUGGACGCCCAAAGCCGUCCCUUCCCCUCCUCAGGCCUCGAGGAAACAGAUGGGUGUGUGGAGGGGACGGCAGAGGUGGCUGUGAAACCGCACACCUCUUUGGCCCCGCUCCCAGGGGAGAGGGAGUCACCGUCGCUUGACUGAAGACAGACCUCGCGCCUUGAAGGGGCUGGGCCACCCUGCAGGUCAGCUUGCGUUAGUCACUCCUUGGGGUGGAAUAACAAGAUGGGAGGAUCACUGAUCUUGUAACUACACUCCCAUGUUUGUACAGUGAUUUUGUCUGAUUUAGUGAUUGUUAGUAGCAGUCCAAACUCAAGUUUCUUUUUUUCUUUUCUUUUUUUUUUUUCUUUUUGUUCUUUGAAUUGAAAGCUGGUUUUAUCUUGUCCAUUGAGUGAGACAGUAAAUAAUAGAGAGUGGCUACUCGUGCCUGUUGUGUAAAUAUAUUAUAUAUAAAAUUAUGUUAUGUCACCACAAAUAUGGUGCCUGAAUAGCAAAUGGAUUCUUCUAAGAAAAUUCAAGGCAAACUCGCAUCCAAAUUAUUAUUUAUGCAUCUAGGUUUUAAGGUCUGUUUUUUUCCUGCAAAUUAGACAGAUUUAGCAUCUCUCACACAGCAAGAAGAGUUCAAUUCUGUCUUUUCUUCUUGCUUGGCAGUACCACAAAGUGCAAUUUAUAAAAUCAGUACUGCAUAUUAAAUAUUGAAAGUGCCAUAUUGCAGUGAAUACAAAACUUUGCAGUAGUAUUUCUUUGUACCUUGUUGCAUGCCGGCGUGCUAGAUGAUAGAAAUAAGUAUUUAACAAUGCUUUCACACAGUGUUAGAAUUGCCAUUUAUAGAUAAACAAGUGAUAGACUAUGGGCUAUGAAGUGGGUUUGAAGGCUGUUUUAAGCCUGCUCUUCUUACAACCACACCUAUUUGAGAAGAAGAAAUAUUAUUUGGAAGUUUAUCUAAGCCAGAUAGAGACAUGAGCAAUGCAGUUGGCUUUUAAUUUGGGAAAACAUCUGAUCUAACUACAGGAGACCUAUUAAAAGAUACCAAGGACUUCAGUGGAGUUAUUAUGAUACAGAGGCAUGUUUACAUGGGAGAUGUUUCCAGCUUUGCUACUGCAGAACAACAACAUCUCUACACCUGAAAUGGAAUAAGGUUGCUAGUAUAGCUAUUCCAUCCCAGCUCCUAAAACAGCCACUUUAUUCCACAAAAAAGGAUUUUUUACUCCAGGGGAAUGAUUAUUUCAGGUUAAAAGCUAUUGUGUCCCACAGUAUGGGGAGACACAACAGCACAUGCCUCCAACUGCAGUUGUGCCAGGACAUCUCUCUGUGUAGACACGUGCUUGGAAGAGAGCUGAGGGAGAAACUUGCAGCAAGCUCUGAACAAAGGAAAUUGGGGGUUUCCACGAGGCUCUACUGACAGUACCACAGGACUGGGACGUGUUCCCAAAGCUGACAUUGACAGAUAAUGCUGUCUAACCAUGAGAAAAACAAGUUAUCUGUGUGUUUCAGUUAUUGUUUGUAAAAAAAUGCUGGGAAAAAUUCCGAGUAGAAGAGGAAAACUUCACCUGUACCGACAACACUUUUUUCUAAAUUUGUCCUAAGAAACAGGCAUAUUUUUCUGACUUUUUUUUUAUUUCAUUACUUGUUCAGGUCUUACUUCAUUCUAUGGACAGGUGUUUCCUAGCUGUUAAAAGUGAAUGGGAGAGGCAACCUUCAAAUCAUUUGGUUUGGGAAGUAGCAGGCUACAUUACCAGGCACAAUAUAUCCAUUUCUCUGCCACAAAACAAACAAAAACCCCCACAAAAAAAAAAAAAAAAAAAACAAAAAACAAAAACUAACUGAAAAUUUUUAGUACUGCAAAAAGCAGAACGGUCACAAAGAAGUACAGCAGGGAGAAAUGGCUUUGGGAAUGUGUGUCUGCACAUGUACGGUGUGAAUAAAAGGAAGGGAAUUAGUGAACACUGGGAGCUGGCCGUGUUUCAAAACCAGACUUACCCGUGUUGAGAAGGGGCAACAGUGCACAAUCACUUCUAAGGCUUCCAGGUUUCCUACAGCAGCCAGAGGAAGAUUUGCAUGGAUAGGAAGAAAGACAUCACCUUUCUCAGACCAAGCAAAUUAAAUCCAGGCCAUUUCCAUGCAAAUCCCUAGGUAAGAAAGUCCCUGUGUCAUGAUUAUUAUUAAAACGUGUUAAAUUCCUGCAGCGGAUCUAAUCUGAUGGCCUUCUGCAGGGUGAAUUACGGACAGUGAUUCCGAGCAGGUCACUCCCUGCGAACACCGCCGUGUUAGCUCUUCCUGACACCUUCUGUUUUAAAUCUCGCCAUGUUUCCUUUGGCUCUAAGUCGUAUUGAAGUGUUUCCGAAGACCACUGUCCCAACUGGAUGCUGCCAUGCCCUCCCCAUUUGUGUUUCAAUUAACACUGCAGUCUGAGCUCCCUUGUCAAAUGAGAGCUGAUAAAUUAACAGUCAUUAUGCUACUUCCAAUGAGUAUGAACUAUGUCGCAAGUUGUGAAAGACAGGGGGUUUUUCCAGCCCCUCUAGACCUGUGAAACAGCAGCCUCCUCCAAUAAAUGUCAAAGCCACAACACUUUUCAUUUUCAGUUUAGUCUUCAGAAAGACUUGUUUUCUAAGAGAUUAUUAAGAAAAGAUUAUUAAGAGAUAUUUAAGGAAAAAGAGGAACAAAAACAUAUUUAACGUCUACAGCCUCAUGCAUUGCUCCAGAAGGAGGGGAAAAAAAACCCAGCGGCCAAUGCAAUGUUUUAAUGCCAGUCUCUGCCUUCAGUGGUUUUAUUUAGGCACAGCUGAGACAAUCUUGACCCUGCCCAUCAUUUUGCCAUGUUACGCUUUUCAGCCCAGACCUGCAUUUGUCAUACACUAAACACUUUCCUGAAUAGUUAAUAAAACUCAGCAGUAGGUAUCCAAAAGCCAUCACUGGGGUUACAGGGAGUACAGGAGUCAGAGAACUGGGGGUUUCAGGAAGAAGAACAGAAAGCAAAUUGCAUUGAGGGGGUGGGGGGAAGGUCAUCAGUCACAUGCAAGGCAGGCCCAUGGCACUUAAAAGCCACAAAGCUGUCAUAUUAUGCAUAGAGUCACUGCAUUUCAAAGGAGCUUUUACAGAACCUGUUCUUUUUCUUUUUUUUUUUCCUGCAUGUGUCUUUUGCUGUCUUUUUUUUAAAAAAAAAAAAGAAGGAAAAAAAAAGGAGCUGCUAACUUCAAAUUUCUCCUUCCACAAAGUCAAUUUGACAAAUAUGGCGUAAAUCCAGCAUAUAGAGAAAUCCUUUCCACUCCCAUGGGCUUUUGACCUUUCCUAUGAGACUGCACUAUUUAUGUAAAUAUACCUGGAGACACUUUCUAUAAGCUUUUAGUUUUCUACGAACUAUUACUUUAGUGUUUAUUAAAGAAACAAAUGUAUAGAAUUAUUAAGCAUUCAGGUGAACACAACACAGAAUCAACACUGCAAACACAAAAUUGUUCGGGAUUUUGACACAUAAAAAACUCUUCAGAAUCACUGUACUGUUUUAAUUCUGUGAUUACUUUCAUUGCUUUGAAAAAUUAAACUUAAAAGAAAGGCCUUAUAAUAAAUGCUAUGUGCAUCUUAACUGUGUUACUGAGCGAAAUCAAUCUGGCAAACUCCUAUUGCGAUUUUUGAUUUUUAAACCCUUAAAAUAAAUGCGUUUCGGUAUUGAUUUUUUUUAAUUAAAAAUACUUCCAAGCAUAAAUCGAAACUGAUGCCGCCACCUGGGAAGAUUUACUUGCUGGCAUGCUCCAGCCACGCAGUCUCUUGCGACGUUGUCCCCCGUUGAGCCGAGGGACCCUCAGCAUCAGAUGGAUUUGGUCUCUGCUCAGCACAGAGGGACAUUUGCGGGCGAUAAGAUUUUUGUCACCCAAGAGAUUUAUACCCAGAAGCUUCCCUGUGUUGCAACGGGACCCACGCUGGAACAAUUAUCUCUUCUGCAGUGUGCAUGGGCAAUUUGUUAUGGUCAGAUGGCAAGUGUGCACUCUGUCCCUUAUAUUUCCUGUUCACUGUACUGGCUUCUCUUUUGGGGUUGGGGGGCAGGGGGAAAUGAAAUUUAAGGAUUUAAUGAGAAACCAAUUUGAACAACAAUUUCUCACAGACAGAGUGAAUUUGCCUUUUUGCAAAUUGAUUUUUGUAACAAGUUAUUUAUAUGAUACUACUUA
Messenger RNA from Chroicocephalus ridibundus (black-headed gull), 9592 nucleotides. Its product is annotated as cadherin-6. The transcript is spliced from 12 exons. The coding region runs from base 326 to 2698 and encodes 790 amino acids. Gene Ontology annotation, cellular component: plasma membrane; adherens junction; catenin complex. Gene Ontology annotation, molecular function: calcium ion binding; cadherin binding. The record is from RefSeq and is a predicted model, not a curated record. Gene Ontology annotation, biological process: cell-cell junction assembly; calcium-dependent cell-cell adhesion; cell morphogenesis. Lineage: Eukaryota; Metazoa; Chordata; Aves; Charadriiformes; Laridae.